AGUGUGACCGUGAAGGUCCAGUCGCCUAAAUGCAUUUCUGCAUCUAUAUUAAAUAAUUCAAAACGCAUACGUUAUGCAAAUUAUAGCUAAUAGCUUUUUAUAGGUUUGUUAAUAAUUAUUAAAUAUUAACGGUUGUUCCCCUUAUAUUGGGGAACCUCGCCAGGGGCUGAGACAUCCUUCUUAUUAUUUUAUUUCUAAACGAGAUAAGAUGGGAGGAUUUGGAAUUAAAUGAAAUAUAUAUAUAUAUAAAAUAUACAUUGAAUUCGCAAGCGAAAUCGGUCUAUAAAGGACACAUAUCUCCAACCACUUCCGCCGGACUCGCCGCCAGUCGUGCCAGGGAAGUACUUGCUUUUUUCUCCUGAUCCUGAAAUGCGUCGAACCCGCGACCUGUUAAUUUUAUUUUAUUUGCGUUUUUUUUAUUAUUAGUCAACUUAGUAUUUUCUUAGAAGUAUUUAUAUUAGUUUUUUUUAUAAGCAGUAUUAUUAAAUAUCUCUUUAGAAGUACUUAUAUUAGUCUAGUUUUACAAGUAGUGUUAUUAAAUAUCUCUUUAGAAGUACUUAUAUUAGUCUAGUUUUAUAAGUAGUGUUAUUAAACAUUGUAAAAAAAAUGUUGUUAUUAUUUAUUUAUUAUCAAAUAAAAUAAUAACGUGACAGGAGACGUUUGAAUUAAAUGAGAUAGAAAUUCCGAAAGAAGAGGAAAGAGAUUGGGAGAUGCUGUCGCACGGAAGGGCCUGCUCGAACCGGGGUGGUACCACGACCUCACAGAAUACCAGCGUGAAGUAGAGGUUUACCUCUGCGUGAGUGCAGGUGGCCGGAGACCCAAUCCCCCCCCCCCCCCCCCCAUCAACAUGGUAGUGGAGUUAAAUAAAAGACUACCCCAGGAGGGUACCAGCACCCCUGGAGAAUCCCUCGCUGAGCAUCCACUACCAAACUGCUUCACUCCUGCGUGGUUGCUCAGGCUGCCCCGCGUAUUCUGGGGGGGAGGGGGGGGGCAAAAUUCCGCUCGCGACUAAUGCUGCUCGGGGCAAGCGGAGCAAUACAACCAAGACGACCACUGUCACGCUAUCCGUGCAUUUUUGCUGUCCAUUACCAUCUAGAGACGGCGAAGCCGGCCUUGCUCUUUUUAACCGAGACUCAGGUGUCCUCUUCGGCUGAUACUUCAUAUCUCUCCUUCCUGGGGUACAAAUUGGAACACUCCUUUGUGCCCCGGGCUGGAGUUUGCGUAUACGUCAGAGAGGACAUCUGUUUUCGACGCCUCGGCAGUCUUGAAGGUACGGACCUGUCCAUCCUAUGGCUGCGCGUAGACAGCGACGACCAUCCCCGCGUCUACGGGUGCCUUUAUAGGUCCCAUACCAGUAAUGCCGACACAGACCGACUCAUCGACCACGUCCAAAUGGCUGCAGACUCCGUGCUACAACAGGUCCCAUCCGCAGAGAUCGUGAUACUCGGUGAUUUUAACGCCCACCACGCUGAAUGGCUUGGUUCUCGUUUAACCGAUCAUGCGGGUAGAUCUGUCUAUGACUUUGCUUUGGCAUAUGGUCUAACACAGCUGGUUACUUCGCCUACGCGGAUCCCAGAUGUGGAAGACCAUGUACCUUCCCUGUUGGACCUUCUGCUGACCUCUCAUCCGGACGGAUAUCAGGUCUCCGUCGAUGCCCCUCUGGGCUCUUCGGACCAUUGUCUGAUCCGGAGUACGGUGCCACUCACGCUCCAAUCGCAAUUGCGAUCUGCAGCUUGCCGCCGUGUUUGGCACUAUAGGUCAGCUGAUUGGGACGGGAUGCGGUCUUUUUUUGCAUCCUACCCUUGGGGGUGGGUUUGCUUCUCGCCGGAAGAUCCCAGCCGUUGUUGCCGAUUCUGUUGCUGAUGUGGUAUUUCAGGGUAUGGAACUUUUUAUUCCAUCCUCUGUGGUGCCCAUCGGAAGCAGAUCCCAGCCAUGGUUUGGUCGCUCCUGUAAAAUAGCAUUACGCUAUAAGCAGGGGUGCUACCGGGUCUGGGCUGACGCAUCAACGUCUCGGUUACAUCCCGAGACGUUGAUGCGUCACCAGCUGACACCAGCGCACUUAAAAAGAAGUAUAAUUCCGUCUCCAGGUCCUUCAAAAGCGUUGUCAUUGUCAAGGCAAGGUCUGAGCACAUCGGCAGAAUUGGCGAGAAACUAGUUCACCUUCCUUCGGGAACCCGUGCAUUCUGGUCUCUCGCCAAGGCUGUCCAAGGGAACUUCUGUCAGCCAUCUCUUCCAUCUCUGCACAGAGAGGACGACUCACUGGCCCAUGCCGCAAAGGAGAAAGCCGAUCUGUUGAGCUCUCUUUUUGCGUCCAACUCGACUCUAGAUGACGGGGGAACACACCGACGACCAUCCCGCGAUGUGAGUGUUCCAUGCCGGAUGUGCGGUUUCACACAGCGCUCGGUUCGCAAAGCACUCUUCUCCCUGGACGUCAGCAAGUCGAGUGGGCCCGAUGGAGUCCCUCUCAUUGUGCUAAAGACGUGUGCUCCGGAGUUGGCACCGGUUUUAACGCGUCAUUUCCGGUACUCCUACUCCCAAGGCGUAGUCCCGAAUUCAUGGAAGACAGCUUUGGUCCACCCGAUCCCUAAAAAAGGCGACCGCUCAGACCCGUCCAACUACAGGCCUAUUGCCAUCACCUCCUUGUUCUCCAAAAUAAUAGAAUCCAUUAUAAACUGACAGCUCAUGAGGUACCUUGAGGAUCACCAGCUGAUUAGUGACCACCAGUAGGGUUUUCGCGAGGUCGAUCAGCUGGUGAUCUUCUAGUCUAUCUGGCUCAUAGAUGGGUGGAGGCAGUAGAGUCCAAGGGGGAGGCAUUGGCCAUUAGUUUGGACAUAGUGAAGGCCUUCGAUCGGGUCUAGCACAAAGUGCUUUUUUCGAAGCUUCCUUCCUAUGGGCUUCCCGAGAAAUUGUGCAAGUGGAUCACCAGUUUCCUUGCUGAUCGGAGCAUCAAGGUCGUAGUAAACGGUGCAUGCUCUGAUUUCAAGCCUAUCAACGCUGGUGUUCCACAAGUUCCACAAGUUAUGAAAGAAACUGAUGGAAAAAUUUGGGAUAUGCAAGCUGGAUUUAGAAAGGGAAUGAGGUGUACGGAUCAAAUAUUUUCCAUGCGCAUGAUCGCGGAGAAGUUUUUGUCCAAAAACCAAAAGUAUUUUGUGCGUUCAUGGACUUGGAAAAGGCAUAUGACAGAGUAGACAUGGAUGUGUUAUGGCAAACACUGAACUCAUUUGGGUGGAGCGUUGGGUUGAUACAGGCAUUAAGUCUCUUUAUAGAGACUCUAGUGCUUGUAUUUGAAUCAACGGGGCCUACUCGGACUGGUUUGUCAUCCAUUGAGGAGUCAUGCAGGGCUGUGUGGCUUCCCCGUGGCUGUUCAACCACUUUAUGGAUAGAUUCGAAACUGAAAGUUGAAGAAUGUGUGUUAAGAAUGGGUGAGUUAACCGUCAAAUGCCUUUUCUACGCCGAUGAUCAUGUCAUACUUGCGUCGUCGGCGGCCGAGUUGUAAAUGAUGGUUACAUUAAUGAACAGGUCAUUAAAAGAAAGGGAAAUCAAAGUGAACGCAAUUAAGAUGAAAGUGAUUGUUUUUGAAAGAGAAGAAAGUAAAACGAUAUGUGAAAUAAGAAUAGAAGGGAGUUGCUCGAGCAAGUAGAUGAGUUUGUGUAUUUGAGAUGUGUAUUUACCAGGGAUAUGAUAAGGAUAUAGAACGACGAGUGAACGCAGGAAAUAUAAUAAAUAGGGCUCUACAGUCUAUUAUGAAAAGUCAGAAGUGUCCAGAAAGGCACGUAUGGUAAUUUACAAUGCUGUGUUAGUCCCUAUUUUAAUGUAUGGUAGUGAAAAUUGGGUGUGGCAGAAGAAGCACGAAAGUAGAAUAAAUGCUGUAGAAAUGUGGUCAUUAAGGAGUAUGUUAGGGCUGUAUCUGAAUGACAGGGUGAGAAAUAGUGUGAUAAGAGAAGAGUGCGGUUUGUAAGAUGAUGUUGUGACUGGGAUUAAGAAAGGUAUGCUUCGGUGGUUUGGUCGUGUAAAAAGAAAGAAUGAGGAAAGAGUGACAAAGCAAAUUUAUGCUGCAGAAGUGAACGGCAGAGUCGGGAAGGGACGCCUUAGGCGAAAUUUUAUCGACCAAAUUGGCGAUAUAUUGAAAAUGGGUCAAAUUAAAAGUACCUUUAACCGAUGAGUAUGUAUGUAUGUGUAGGUAUAUGAAUGUGGAGGAGGCGAGAGAGGUGUGCCAGGAUCGUACCAAAUAAAAGUCUGAAGUCUCUGCCUACCCUUCUGAGUAACAGGCGUGGGUGAUUGUUUAUGUAAUAAACAUAAGGCUAAGCAUAUAAUAUUACUUUCUGGGCAUUGGUGUGGAUUACACGUUAAGUACUCCUAUUAUAAAUUAAUUGUCUUGUAUUACAUUAAUGUGUAAUUGUUUUUGUUCC
Parnassius mnemosyne (clouded apollo) is the source of this 4409-nucleotide messenger RNA. Lineage: Eukaryota; Metazoa; Arthropoda; Insecta; Lepidoptera; Papilionidae. The record is from the annotation of a GenBank genome assembly.